UCGGUGGUGGAAGAAAUGACACGUGUAAUAUAAAUUCCUCUAUUCUAUCUAUCGCUUCAAAAUCAAAAUAAUAUCCAAAAUCCAAUCCAAACCUAUUCCUCUUCUUCACCACCAUCAACAACGCGAUUUGGUUCCGUUGUUGAACUCGAAAUGGCUAUUUUCUCUGCAACCCUAGGUUCCUUUGGUGCCAUUUCCUUCCUCUCAUCUUCACAAUCACAACAACACGAUCCUUCUUCUUCUUCCAUCGUCAAUCCUUUCAAUUUCCCUAAAUGCCCUCACAAGUUACCACCACCUUGCCAAUGGCAUCCUCACUAUCGUCAUCACAAUCCUAAAAUCAUGGUAUCUAGUAGUAGUAGCAGUAACAAUACUCAUAUUGAUGAAUUCGACAGCGGUCUUCUUCAACGCCCUUCUGCUCCUGACUCUUAUGAUGCUCUUCGUCAAGCCAGGAGAUCGUCAGAUUGGAAGGCUGCAAACGCAUAUAGAGACAGUGGACUCAUUUACAAUGGUAGGGUUGAGGGUUUUAAUGCUGGAGGCCUGCUGGUUCGGUUUUACUCUAUCAUGGGCUUUCUCCCGUACCCACAGCUGAGCCCCGUGCAUUCAUGCCAAGAACCAGAUCAAACUAUCAAAGAACGCGCAAGAGAGUUGAUCGGUGCCAUCUUAUCAGUGAAGGUAAUUAUAGUAGACGAGGAGAAACGGAAAUUGGUCUUAUCUGAAAAGGAAGCUUCAUGGUUUAAACAUUCAAAACAUAUCAACAUAGGGGACCUUUUUGAAGGAAGAGUCGGUUCUGUUGAGGACUAUGGGGCUUUUGUUCAUCUGCGCUUCCCUGACGGUCUUUAUCACCUUACCGGACUAAUACAUAUCUCAGAAGUGUCGUGGGAUCUAGUUCAAGAUGUAAGAGACUUCUUAAGAGAAGGUGAAGAAGUGAGGGUCAAAGUUAUCAGUAUUGAUACUGUAAAAAUGAGGCUUACACUGUCAAUUAAACAGCUAGAAGAAGAUCCACUGCUAGAAACUCUGGACAAAGUAAUACGUCAGGAUGGUUCAGGUGUUCCCAAUUCUAUCAGCAGUACUACUAGCAGUCCCAUCGAUCCCCUACCGGGGCUGGAUACAAUACUUGAAGAGCUAUUGCAGGAAGAUGGCAUAAACGAGGCAAGAAUCAGCCGUCAGGGGUUUGAAAAACGAGUGGUCUCACAAGACUUGCAGCUUUGGCUUUCUAAUGCACCUCCGAUGGACCAAAGGUUUACUCUCCUUGCUCGAGCUGGAAGACAGGUUCAGGAGAUACAUCUGAAAACUUCCCUUGACCAGGAAGGUAUAAAAAAGGCAAUACAACGAGUAUUGGAGCGUGUUCCUUGAAUCUGAUUGAUUACACUUCCCUCUCAAUAAUAAUCACAAGAUUUUGUACAGCUUUCACAUUUAUUUAAUGGUUUCAGAAAGACAAAUGCCAAGUAGUGAUUCAUUUAACCUAUCGCAAAAGUUUCCAAUUGUAAUAACUCCGUUUAUUGUCAAUUUACUUUAAUUCAAAAAUGCCAGCACUCUUUAGAUUCUAA
Medicago truncatula (barrel medic) is the source of this 1544-nucleotide messenger RNA. Its product is annotated as 30S ribosomal protein S1 homolog. Gene Ontology annotation, molecular function: nucleic acid binding. The record is from RefSeq and is a predicted model, not a curated record. Bases 151 to 1350 code for a protein of 399 amino acids. The transcript is spliced from 10 exons. NCBI's taxonomy places the organism in Eukaryota, Viridiplantae, Streptophyta, Magnoliopsida, Fabales, Fabaceae.